AGGGACUUUCGAAAAGCUACUCAAAGGCGGGGAUGAUGAUGUACUCUCGCUUGCGUUCCUCACUCCCUCACCUCUUGUCGCUGAGGCUUCUGGGUACUACGGCCUCCAGGAUGACGGUGGCGGUCAAGAAGCCCGACCGCCUCUCGGCGACUCUGGCCUUUGAGGAUCCGAGUGCCUUCAGGGUGAAGAGUUUGGGAGAGCUGCUCCGAGCUCUGGGAAUCUUCCAUCUCUGCUCCUUCUCUGUGCUGGUCAACAACAGUGGGAAGCUGAUGUCGGUGGCGCGCAGGCUGCUGGGGAGGAGGGCGUUUUCCUCCCUGCUGCGUCCCACCGUGUAUGCCCAGUUUGUGGCCGGGGAGAAUGAGAGUGAGAUCUCUCAGUCCAUGGAGAAGAUGAGCCUGCUGGGACUCAGGCCCAUGCUGGCCGUACCCAUCGAGGAGGAUCUGGGAGAGAGCACAGGAGAGAAGAGAUAUGAUGAUAACAUGGAGGCCAUGCUGGAAUGUGUACAAAUAUCCCACAGUAACACCUGGAGCAGAGACCCCAUGAUGCAGCUGAAGGUCACAGCGCUGCUCAGCCCGGAGCUGUGUGUGAAACUCACAACCCUCAUCGCACAACAACCAUACGACCUGAAUCUACUUGUACGAGCUAUGGAUGGAGAGCAAAUCAACUUCCCUGGUUUAGAUGAAAGUGACGUUGCUCAUUUCCUCUGUAGCCUGCGGAGACUCAACCAAAUAGCAGAGGCAAGUGUGAACAAAGUCAGAGUUCUGGUGGAUGCAGAAUACACCUACAUGAACCCUGCCCUCUCUCUUGUCACCAUGGCGAUGAUGAAGAAGUUUAACAAAGAUGGCGCCUGGAUCUGGAACACGUAUCAAUGUUACCUGAAGGAGUCCAGGUCUCUCCUGUUAGAAGCGCUGCGUCUGUCAAAGACUGAGGGUUUCUGUCUGGGGGUCAAGCUGGUGCGAGGAGCCUACAUGGACAAAGAGAGGAAGCUGGCAGAGAAGCAGGGUCGCCCGGACCCCGUCCACAGGUGCUGGGAGGACACCAAUGACAGUUAUAACGGCUCGCUGGAUGUGAUGCUGGAAGACAUUUCCAAGAAGCCGGAGAGCAACAGAAUUAUUGUCGCCACUCACAACGAGGAGUCAGUGAGACGAGCCGCCAAACGGAUGGAAGAGUUGGGGAUUGCCAACGAUGGAGACUCCGUGUGUUUCGGGCAGCUGCUGGGCAUGUGUGACCACGUCUCCCUCACAUUGGCUAAGGAGGGUUAUGCCGUGUACAAGUCAGUGCCCUACGGCUCGGUGGACUACACGCUGCCCUACCUGGUGCGUCGGGCUCAGGAGAAUCAGACCGUGUUGCAGGGAAUCCGCAAAGAGAGGGACCUUCUGAGGAAAGAGCUGUUCAGGAGGCUGACUCUCAGGGGGGGCCGCUCAUAGGCCCCAUGCAAGGAUGGAAAACAGAGGAGAGACAUUAGUACUGAAACACUGGACACCACCAUAUUAAGAGCUCCCCAUCAGGACAUGAUGUAGAAUAAGGGAGCAACAAUAUACAUUUAUAUAUCUGGAGUUGUUAGAGAUGUUAUAGAGCUUAUAUGAAAGUUACAACCUAUUGUAUGCAAAUGAAGCACAACAUUUGAAAUAGGUAAAAUAGUUGAUCAAAAUGUAUGUAGCCUAUACUAUUAGGAAAUAUACCUUCAUGGCAACUGAGAACAAUAGGUGCAACAGUGUUUUAAGUUCCAUGGAAAAGAUGCUCAAAUACAUGCUGCUGUAAAUGAAAAACUGUUAAGAUCUGUUUUAUAAUAAAGUCCGU
Messenger RNA from Trematomus bernacchii (emerald rockcod), 1800 nucleotides. RefSeq names its product proline dehydrogenase 2 (gene prodh2). The record is from RefSeq and is a predicted model, not a curated record. The transcript is spliced from 11 exons. Bases 33 to 1427 code for a protein of 464 amino acids. Gene Ontology annotation, molecular function: proline dehydrogenase activity; FAD binding. NCBI's taxonomy places the organism in Eukaryota, Metazoa, Chordata, Actinopteri, Perciformes, Nototheniidae. Gene Ontology annotation, cellular component: mitochondrion.